AUGCCACAAGUGGAUCUUGAAACCAUAGUUUCAGUCUGUGGCGGAGGCAAUGACCGGAAAAUAGCUUGCGAAACUCUAGCCGACGGCGACAAUCUGCGGGAGAACCCAGAUCUCACCGAAGUUCCUCCUGAUUUCCCUCCAGAAUCGUUUUGGCUAUCCAAAGAUCAAUUCUCUUUGAAUCUAAAGUCCAAGGCUUCGCUUAUUGGAUUGUCGAAGACACAGAAAGCUAGUUAUGAUAUUAGUAAGAAUGCUUACAAGCGGUCUGAUAUGAGAUUGAUGAUGCGGCGGUCAACGGCGAGGCCGAGGGACAAAAGUGGCUUGAAUGAAAACCUUCCUUCACCAUGA
Cornus florida is the source of this 345-nucleotide messenger RNA. RefSeq lists its product as uncharacterized. The transcript is spliced from 2 exons. The coding region runs from base 1 to 345 and encodes 114 amino acids. NCBI's taxonomy places the organism in Eukaryota, Viridiplantae, Streptophyta, Magnoliopsida, Cornales, Cornaceae. The record is from RefSeq and is a predicted model, not a curated record.